CGGCAUACAAACGUGAAAUAAACUUCAACAAAUUGUUGUUGCUUGCCGAUUAGCUCGAAAAAUUCAAAAUAAAAAUAAUACAACAAAGUGCCGAUUGCUAAGUACUUCAGUUUGUGUUUGCCUCAUAAUAAAUGUGGUCGUGAAUGCAAGGGUUUUUGAAAAGGAAUAAAAAAAAAGUUAAGAAACAUACAUAUACUAGAAUAAUAGCCAACGAGAUCUGCACGCACUCGCACACACAGACACACACACAAACACACACAUUGCACACACACUAACAUGAACAAUCAACUAACCCCGGCCACCUACCGCAAAUUCAAUAAUUUGCUCAGCAGCGGCGCGGUCACCGUCACCGGUCCCGGCCAGCCGCGCAUAUUGAAAACAACGCGUCUGGCGACACCUGGAGGCGGCAGCUCGAACGUGAGCACCGCAUCGCAGCAGCAGCAGCAGCAGAACAUCAUGGACUCGGAGGCGGCAGCACGUUGUUACAUCUGCGAUGAGCCGCUGCUGGUUAAUCAGACGCAGACGUCGCUGACGGAGAUGUGCACCACGCACACCUCCACCAAAUUUCCAAACAAGCUGGCCCAGCUGGUGGGCGAGGGCUUCUUGGUGAUUGUCUGCAACGAGGAUUUCGUUUGCUCGCGCUGCACCAAUCUGGUCAACUACUACGAUCGUCUCGAGAAUGAUGUGGAGCGCGUCAAGACCAAUUUGCUGAACUUGCUGAACAAAAAGUAUGGCAUCAACGAGGACAGCGGUGGUAGCAGCCAUGCGGACGCAGCCAGUCCGCCGCUCAAGAUGCAAAAGCUGUCCGGCGGCGCGGGUAAUCGCUCCUUGGAGGAGGCCGCCGGCGGGGACUUGCUGCGCACACGCAAGCUGGUGCAGCAGACAACGCCAGUCUCGCAGCAGCUGAAGCUGGCCACGCCACAGGGCGGCGCCGUGGCUGGCACACAGACGCAGGUGCAGCGCAAGGCAACCAAGAUUUACAAGUGCACCUCGUGCGAUUACAAGACCUCGGACAUGCGUCUGUUCAAUACGCACUACGAGACAUGCAAACAGCAGACGUUCCAGUGCAAGACCUGCCGCAAGAUCUUCCCGCACUUUGGCGCCAUGAAGCAGCAUAUGGUCAGGGAUCACAACACCGCCAUGGACAACACCUGCGCCAUGUGCCACAUCAAUUUCGUGAACGAGGCCAGCCUGCGCAAGCACAUGGAAACCAAUCAUGCGACAAAUGUGCUGGUCACCAGCACCACAACAAUUCCGGCUGCUGCUGCGCCGGUUACAGCGGCCGCUGCUGCUGCAGCCGCCGCUGCUGCAGCCGGUGUUACCGAGACGAUCGGUGCCUCCGGCUCGGCUCUAUAUACAUGCAAUCACUGUCAGCUAAAGUCGACCGACAAGGCCGUCUUCGAUGAGCACAUGCGCAAACAUGUCAGCGGCAAGCCGAAGCCGUUCAAAUGUCGCCUCUGCUCGCAGCGUUUCGAGACCCGCGAGGCGGCCACUGUGCACGCCAAGCAGCAUCAGACGAACUACUUCAAGUGCGGCCAGUGCUCGAUGAGUUUCCCCAAACGCGAACUGCUGGUCAAGCAUGCCGAGCUCCAUCAGAGCGAGAAGCUGGCUGCCUCCAGCGGUGGCAGCCAGAACUUGAACACACAGAAGCUGCUCCAGGAGACCAUUGACGAGGCGCUCAGCGAUAGCGUGCCGGCCCAGGCAGGCGGCACUGUUGUGGCCACCGCAGCUGAGGCUGAGAAUAAUAUACGCUUCUUCUCGUGCAGCAUCUGCUCGCUGACCUUCAUCCAGGAGACGUACUACAAUCACCACAUGGAGACACACAGGCGCGACAAGAAGAGCGCAGCUGCUGGCGGUGGCGGCAACACAGCGCUCAAUUCGGCAGCCACGGCGCUGCUCAGCGAUGAGCCGGGCGAGUCGGGCGUCGGCGUCAAGGAGGAGUCCCACGAGCAGAGCGCCGAGGCGGACAUCGAGAGUCUAUUCGAGAAGUUGCAUUCGGAGAAGUCAGAUACGGAGAAGGGCGGCAAGAAUGAAAUGGUCAUCACCUCACAGGAGGGCAGCGGUGGCAUAACCUUCAACAUAACCAUACCACAAGUAGAUGCCAGUGGCGAGCAGGUCGAGAAGAACUCGCCCAAUUCGCAGGCGCCCGUUUCGGUUAGCAUUGACAUGCCUGUACUGGAUCAGGCCGAAGAAGAGGAGUCUCAAUCCCAAAGCAGCAACGACAACAAACACACCGAGUCCAGAGACGGCGGCAAGUCCAACGCGGCGCCGGUCUCCAUGCCCAGCCUGGACGAUGACAAUGAGGCAGCUGCAGCCAACGCAGCGGACACAACAGAUGGCAAUGCAGCCAGUAGCAAGGCCAGCGAGAAAGCCAACACCAAGGCAGACCAAGCAGCAGCCAAGGAGAAGGCCAAAGAGGCUGCCGACGAAGCUGGCGAGGCGGAGGGCGAAGUUGAGAAACGUGAGGCCACAGACACGCCGACGGCUGAGCAAGCAGCCGAAUCAGAGGCAGCCGCUAACGAAGCUGCCGAGGCCGAGGCAGCAGCAAGUGCCGAGGGUGAGGCAGCCGGCGGUGAACAACAGGUGGCCAUGGAACUGGACGAAGCCAUGCAGGCCCAAGUCGAUGGCGGACAGAUCAAGUUCAUUGUCAAUGAGAAUGGGCAUCUGUUGCAGCUGGACAACCACAUACUGACCGAUGCCGACGGUAAUCAGAUUAUUGUGCAAGAUCCGGAGCAAAUACAGCAGCUGCUGCAAAGCGUCGGUGUGCUGCAGUCCGGCGAGGGACUCGAGGGCGAGACGCUGCAAAUGAUGACCGAUGGCAGUGGCCAGAUGGUGCUCGUCCAUGGCGACAACAAUGAGCAGCAGCUGAUCGAUGCCUCGCUGCUCAAUUCCGAGGGACAAAUCAUAAUACAGCAGGGCCAGGAUGGCGAGGAGGGGCCGCACGUCAUUAGCGAGGAUGGCACACGCAUACCAGUCUCCGUAUCCUACACCGAAGACGGCCAGCCCAUUGUGCAAGUCCAGCAGCAAGUGCUGGAGGCAGCCCAGGCGGGUGCCGAGGAGAAGGAAGCGGCAGAGGCCGCCCAAGAGGAGGCCGCCGAAGAGGCCCAAACCAGCGAAACUGUCACAGUGACCACGGCAGCCGCUGCGGUGACCACCAGCACGGCCAGCAGUAGCACUGGCGGCACAGCCGGCUUCUUUGCGCUGGAAGAGUUUGCAGAGACGAAAACGGACUAGGACUGGCCCUAGGAGCGGGGCCGUCAACACAACACAAUUCUGGCAAUCGAUGAGGACUGGUUUUAAUAGAUUUAUAGACCAAACAGUAGCUACACUGGGCUCUGGACAAACUCUCGGCACAACAUCCGAAAUACACAAGCACAUCCGCAUUUUAUAUACACACAAAAGCACACAUUCACACUCACACACACACACAUCAAACAAACAAGCUUAUGUAUUAACACUCCAGUUGACAACAAAAACAACAGAUUUGCAAACGUGAUCGAAGCACUUCACAAUUGCUGCCAACGAUCAUAUUUGGGCCCUGGCAUCUGGAUUGGCAAUUGUUCUGGACUUGGCGGAACGUGUUAGGCUUAGUUUUAGCAUAGGCAAACCACAAAAAGAAUAAACUAUACAAUGUAAAAAAACAAAAACAAAAGAAAAAAAAAACCAACAGUUCAUAGAUGAUUACAA
Molecule: messenger RNA, 3687 nt
Organism: Drosophila montana
Lineage: Eukaryota; Metazoa; Arthropoda; Insecta; Diptera; Drosophilidae
Gene: pzg
Product: putzig
Exons: 3
Coding region: 277-3234 (985 amino acids)
Biological process (GO): regulation of transcription by RNA polymerase II
Molecular function (GO): DNA-binding transcription factor activity; RNA polymerase II cis-regulatory region sequence-specific DNA binding
Source: RefSeq, a predicted model, not a curated record